This is a messenger RNA of Prunus armeniaca (apricot), 2481 nucleotides long. The record is from the annotation of a GenBank genome assembly. Lineage: Eukaryota; Viridiplantae; Streptophyta; Magnoliopsida; Rosales; Rosaceae.
AUGUCAAGAUUAGACAGGGAAUUGGUGGAGCACAAGUUGCCAAUCAAAGAGGGAUACCUUCCAGUCAAACAUGCCAGAAGAAGAAUGUCCAUGGACACAGAACUGAAGGUCAAAGAAGAAAUAGAAAGGUUGCUCAAGGCAGGAUUCAUCAGACCAGCCAUCUAUGCUGAUUGGCUAGCUAAUAUUGUACCUGUUAUGAAAAGAAAAACCGGGGUAGUCAGAAUCUGUGUGGAUUACAGAAAUCUGAAUGAAGCUUCUCCCAAGGAUGAGUACCCUAUGCCAAUGGCAGACUUGCUAGUAGAUGGAGCCGCUCACAACCAGAUGUUAUCUUUUAUGGAUGGCAAUGCAGGUUACAAUCAGAUCAUGGUGGCAGAAGAAGACAUCCACAAGACAGCCUUCAUGUGUCCAGGACACAUAGGUACUUUUGAGUACACUGUAAUGCUUUUUGGUUUCAGAUAUGCAGGAGCUACUUAUCAAAGGGCAAUGAAUUCUAUGUUCCAUGAUAUGAUAGGGCAUUCUUUGGAAGUGUAUAUCGAUGAUGUGGUGAUUAAAUCCACAGAAGAGGGAAACCACAUACCAAAUCUAAGGAGGGCAUUCCUAAGAAUGAGGCAGCAUAAACUAAAGAUGAACCCAAAGAAAUGUGUUUUUGGAGUUCAAACAGGAAAUUUCCUAGGAUUCUUGGUUCACCAGAGGGGCAUAGAAAUCGACAAGAACAAAGCAAAGUCCAUCAUAGAAGCUCUACCGCCUAGGAACAAGAAAGAGUUGCAGAGUCUCUUAGGAAAAAUUAAUUUUCUAAGGAAAUUCAUAUCCAACUCUGCAGGGAAGAUCCAGCCUUUCUCCUCUUUGUUAAAAUUGAAACAAGAACAGACCUUCAAGUGGGAAGAACAGCACCAACAAGCUUUUGAGGAAAUCAAGCAUUACCUCUUAAAUCCACCAGUUCUGUCCCCACCGAAGAGAGGCAGACCACUCAAGCUCUAUGUAUCUGCAUCAGAGGUAUCCAUUGGGAGUCUGUUAGUUCAAGACAACAAGGAAGGAAAGGAACAGACACUACAUGCUGCCAUAUACCAUCUACAUCAUUGCCAAGACAAAUCUAAUCAAGUACAUGCUAACAAGACCAAUGUGAGAGGCAGGAUUGGAAAAUGGACUCUGGCCUUGACAGAAUUUGCCUUCAGAUAUGUUCCCCAGAAAGCUGUCAAGAGACAAGCAGUGGCAGACUUCCUAGAAGACCAUCCAGGAGAAGAAAUUGAAAAUAUGGACUCUUUGGAUAUAGCAAGUGCAGAUCUAUUGACAAGAGCUCAUACCUGCCUAAGCAAUCCUAUCUAUUCAGUUCAUCUCACACCUUGGAAGCUAUACUUUGAUGGGUCAAAGACUGACAUAGCUUCUGGGGCAGGAAUUGUUUUGGAAGAACCGCUUGGAAUCAGAUACUGCUACUCUUUCCAAUUGGAUUUCCAGUGCACCAACAACAGAGCAGAAUAUGAGGCUCUAAUCAUAGGCCUAGAAAUGCUGGUAGAACUAGGAAUCCAAUAUGUGGAAAUUUUAGGAGAUUCCAUGCUUGUCUUGAAACAGAUUGCUGGGGAAUACAAGUGCCUAAGUCAUUCUCUAGCUGUCUACUUGGUGGUAGCUAGGAGUCUUCUGACAGAAUUCAGAGAAGCUACUUGGGAGCAUAUCCCAAGGGAAGAAAACUUUGCAGCCAUUGAAUUGGCUCAGGUAGCAACAGGCAUACAAAUGCCUGAAGAUUGUGUACAAAGGAUCAUCAAGAUAGGGAAGAAAAGCCUACCAUCUGUUUUGACCAGGGGAAUGGAAAUAGAUGUCAAUUCUGCCAUAAUCACUGAAGAAGAUUGGAGAAAUCCUAUCAUGACUUACUUACGAUAUCCAACCCUGCCCUCUGAGAAGAGAGUUAGAAUCAUGGCUUUGAACUACCUUAUGUGGAAUGAAGAUUUGGUCCGAAAGAGUAAGGAUGAGGUACUUUUAAGGUGCCUUGGAAAGAAAGAAUAUGUGAAAGUCAUGGGGGAAACUCAUGAAGGAAUCUGUGGAGCUCAUCAAGGUGGAAGGAAAAUGUGCUGGUUGAUCAGAAGGUAUGUCUACUUCUGGCCAAUCAUGAUGAAAGAUUGCAUUGACUAUUCUAAGGGAUGUGAGUCUUGUCAAAGGCAUGGCCCAAUCCAGCAGGCUCCUUCAGUUCCCAUGAAUCUAGUGGUAAAGCCAUGGCCUUUUAGAGGAUGGGCAAUGAAUCUCAUUAGCAAGAUCUAUCCAGCCAGUAGUCAGCAUCACUGUUUUAUCAUUGUUGCUACAGACUACUUCACUAAAUGGGUAGAAGCCAAGCCUGUUAAAUCUACUACAUCUCAAGAGAUCAUCACUUUCAUAGAAGAGCAUAUUAUACAGAGAUUUGGCAUCCCAGAAUCAAUCACAACUGACAGGGGAUCCUCUUUCAUAUCAGGAGGAAUGCUGGAUAUGGCAGAGGCAUUCAAAUUCAGACUGCUUUAA